AAGAGAGCGGCAACUGAACAAAAAAUAAAGAGAACAAAACUUCUUCAGGGUUUUACUUGUGAUCAGCUUAGCAGUGAAUUCUUCACCAGAGGACUCUCUGAAGGACUUUCAGUGUUCCAGUUGUAACAGAACUUAUAAAAGUGAAGAUGAUGAUCAGCAGAGUCGCCGUUACCUCUUUUUUGGUGCUCCUUACCUACCUGGCCAUCACUGAGGGGGUGAGCCUGAGAAGCCUGGGUGUGGAGCUGCACUGCCGCUGCAUCCAGACGGAGAGCAGACCAAUCGGCCGCCACAUUGAGAAGGUGGAGCUGAUACCUGCCAACUCCCACUGCGAGGAGACUGAGAUCAUUGCCACUCUGAAACGGACAGGCCAGGAAGUCUGCCUGGACCCCGAGGCCCCAUGGGUCAAGAAAGUGAUUGAGAGGAUCAUGUCCAACCGAAGGCGCUGAAUAGACGGGAGGAGACUGCAAGCUGAAUAAGAGACAAAUGAAAACUACCAGAAAUUAUUAAUCUAAUCAGAUGAUAGUUGUCACUGUUUUAAAAAUGUUGCCAGACUGCUUGCUGUGACUUCCUGGUCAGCUGUUGACCAGUAACAAGAGAGCUAGGCUUAUAACUCAGGUUGUUUGUAUCAGACAUGCCGAUAUUAUUUAUUAACAAGUUUGCAUUAUUUAUGGAAUCCUAAUGGUUGUGUAUGUCAUUUCUGUUGUAUGUUUAUAUCUCUUUGAUUACCUUUGUUACCACA
This is a messenger RNA of Myripristis murdjan (pinecone soldierfish), 739 nucleotides long. RefSeq names its product chemokine (C-X-C motif) ligand 8a (gene cxcl8a). Lineage: Eukaryota; Metazoa; Chordata; Actinopteri; Holocentriformes; Holocentridae. Gene Ontology annotation, cellular component: extracellular region. Gene Ontology annotation, molecular function: chemokine activity. Bases 147 to 446 code for a protein of 99 amino acids. Gene Ontology annotation, biological process: chemotaxis; defense response; immune response. The record is from RefSeq and is a predicted model, not a curated record. The transcript is spliced from 4 exons.